This is a messenger RNA of Oryzias melastigma (Indian medaka), 4158 nucleotides long. Its product is annotated as myosin-J heavy chain. The record is from RefSeq and is a predicted model, not a curated record. Lineage: Eukaryota; Metazoa; Chordata; Actinopteri; Beloniformes; Adrianichthyidae. Gene Ontology annotation, molecular function: protein binding.
CCAGCAGCACUUUGACCAUGUUAGACUCUGGUGUUGCCUCUGUGUUUGCUAUGAAUAAACAUGAUUUUUCUUCUAAAAAAGUAACACAAAUGCAGACUUGGAAAGGUUUAAUCUCAUAUUAUUUUGCGUUUUCUGUAAAUGUGAUCAUUCUUUGGCUCCUCCGAUUACCGGUAAGGGGUGUUGCCCUUCAGACAUUGAUCACUGGGUGACUUAUAAAAGAAGAGAACCUGAGUGAGAGACUCAUGUUUCUGGCAAACAACAAGCAGAGCCAUGGUUGGAGCUUCUUCCUUCAUUUGGGUUCUCCUCCUUCUCACCUCUGUCUUUAAGACAUCUGACCAACGACAUAUUUCUAGCGUGGGAGAUAUUUUUGAGAGUACAGGAAAUCCAGAGGUGGACGAUAUCCUUUCAAAGAUCCCAUUUGACAUUGGAGAUGUAACGAAUCAGCAAAGCAUCAACGUGACGACAGUAAAGAUUCAGUUAUGUUCAGGAAUAAAAGAAGAGCUGGCAUCCGUGAAGAUGGAGCUUGAGCAAACGGCUCGCCGUUACAGUGACCUGGAUGAAGAGACCUUGGGGUUGAGGCGAGAGGUCAGGCAGCUUCAAAUGCGUCUAUCUACAUGCAGCUCGACCGCGUCGGCCAUUGCUGGGACCUACCAAACCCAGCUGCAGAUAAAAAUGAACCAGCUGCUGGAAGUUAUCGACAGUGAAACAUUCCAAAUACUGAAAGUCCUGGCUCUCACAAGGGAAGUGCAAGUUUUGCAGAAGAAAAUUCAACUUGCUUCUAAAAGUACCAAUAAAACCAGUGAUACGAGAACUCUGCAGAAAGAACUUCAAGAAAAGGUUGUGGAGCUGAACUCGAAGAGAGAGCGAUUCGAGAACAGCCACCCAAAUGCCGCUCUUAUUCUGCAGAUAAUCUCACUGCAAAGCCAGAUCUGGGAUUUACUCCAAACUGAGUCAAAGGGAGGAGCUGUUGCUCAGCCAGACUCGAGGAUUCUGGCUCUACAAGAACAGCUCAACAUGAAGAUCAGAGAGUUGCAAAGCAAAGAGGAGACCAUCUCAGAGAUGCUGGAGAUGAUCUCUGUGCACAGUAAGAUCACAGUGAUCCAGAAAAUGAUCCGACACCUCACAGAAGAAUCCAAGAACAGGAAUGCAGCUCUCAGUUUGCAAUGGAAACAAAAGAGUGAUUUGCUGUUAAAGAAGAUUUCCCAACUGAGGGAUGAUUCAAAAAACCAAGAACUGACCAAAGAGAUUCUCAAGCUUCAAAAUGAGUUGGGUGAACUGACCAAGCUUCUAAAGGAUAAAGAGACCAUGGAAGCCCAGCUCACAGCUAAAACAGUUGAACUGGAGGCAGAGAAGUCACGAGAGGAAGCUCUGCAGAAAAAGCUGGGGCAGACAGACUAUGCUACAUCACAACUGAUCUUCAAGAUCAUUAGCAUCAUGGAGCAGCUGAGGGAACAGCGGAUUGUGGCGCCAACAGGUGAAAACCAGGACAUUUUAACACUGCUCCAAACCUAUGUCCGCCGCUUGUUUCUCGCAGGCGCAUCAACUGGCUUCUUUCAAGAAAAGACAAAAGCGUUUCCAACCCACCGACAAUAAGACGCGAACGCCGAAAUCUUAACGAUGACCUGCAGAUGCAGCUGUAUCCAAUAAAGGUCCAGUUAUCUGUGCCAAAUGACCCCUUUCCUUCAUGGGAACAGGAUCACAUAGUGAAGAGAACAGAACUGAUAAGACAGUUGGAGCAGAAACAAGAGGAGCUGAACUUGAAGACUGCAGAGAUUCAGAGGCUGGUUUCUAACCCACAAACAAUUUUAGCAAUUAUUGAUCUGCAGAGUAAAAUCUGGGAUCUUCAAAAAACGGACACAAACUGGACAGAUGUGGAGAUUACAGCUUUGCAAAAAAGACUGGAUUCUUUGGUGGAAGGAAUAGACAGUGAUGGUGAAGAUAACACGGUGCAGGCACUAAAAAUCCUGACACUGCAGAGUCAGGUUGAGUAUCUACAGAACCAACUGUCCAGCCUGAAGAUGUCGCACGAUUCCACACGAACUCAACUCCAAAAUGAGCUGGCAGCAAAAGAGAACGAGCUGAAGCGGUACAUCUUUGAAGUGAUGGAGAAGAACCAGACAAAUGGAAAUCUUAUUUUAGGCAUCACUGAACUCCAAAUCAAACUCAAAGACAUCGAAAAACAAAAGGAAACAGAAGAUAAAACGAGUGCUGCAACAAUUUCCAAGCUGACGAAGCAACUGCAGUUCCAAGAGGAGGAAAACAAUCAUAAUAAAGCUUUGAUUAUUACCCUGCAGGACAAGAUAAACCAAAAAGAAACCCAAUGUUCUGAAUACGAGCAGAAAAUUAAAGAUCUGCAGAAUGACAUGAAUGCCAAACUUAAGGAACUUAAAGCAAAAUCUGACACCAUUAGUUCACUUGUUCUUCAAAUUUCUACGUUAAGUGUGGAAGUGGAGCAGCUGGGAAACCAACUCCAGAACUCUGUGUCCACAUCUAAAGUGGAAGAAUUACAGGCAAUUAUAGAAGAAAAGAACAAAGAACUGGAACAAAAAGCUGAAGAACUUAAAGAAAGGAGUCCUGAAGCACAAAGACUCCUCAGAAUCAUUGCUGUGCAAGUGGAGAUAGAAAAACUGGUGAAUGUACCGGCAAAUAACACCAAUUCUGAGAAGAUAAAAGAUCUCAAAAAAGAGCUCAAUACUUUGAUUAAUGGGAUUGAAGAUAAAACCAACGAAAACACAAAACUGAUGUUUCAGAUCUUGUCUCAACAAGAUGAAAUAUCUUUGCUGAAGAAAGAGAAAGGGAAGCAGCUGGAAGAAAAAGCCAAACUCAUUAAAGACCUGGAAGAUGAACGGGACAACAUCAAGAUGCAGAUUGAGGAAAAAACCCAGAUGAUAAACUCAAACGAUAUGAGGAUUGCCAAUUUGUCUGCUCAGAUUAUGGAACUUUAUGAGAAAAUCCAGCCCCUGGAGGAUGAAAUAUCCAACCUGAAAGAAACAUACGCCGAUAAACUCUCAGAGCUCACAAACAGCCUCAAUGUUACACAAAAGGAGCUCCAAGAAAGUGAACAACUUCUGAAACAAUCAGACUCCAAGAACUAUGAACUAAUAAUGAAAAUAACUGAACUGAGGAGCCAACUGAAAACUGCUCAAGAAAAGGGAUCCAAAGACUCUGAGAAAGCUAUUGAAGAGCUGGAGGAAAAAGUAAAAUUCCACCAAAAAGAAAAUGGAAAACUUGAAAAUGCAUACAAAAACUUAAAGCAGCAAAUGGAAGAACUCAAAGAGUGCUGUACUGUCAACACCAACUGCGAAGAUCUCCAGAAACAACUGCAGCAAAGCCAAGAAGAUGCCGACCGCCUCCACCAGCAGCUGCAAGAGAAAGACGGCGCCCUCAAACGCCUCCAGGAGAACUUUGAAGAACAGAGCCAAGAGAAAGCAAAACUGCAGGAGGACCACGACAGUCUUCUGAAGAAACUUGUAGAUCUGGGAGAAGAGACCAUCUAUGCCGCUAAAAUGACCUUGGAUCCGAACACUGCACACCCGAGAGUGGCUCUGUCUGCAGACAGAACAGAGAUGUCCACCCGUCCAGACGUAGCUCAAGUUCCAGACAACCCCGGUAGAUACGACACGGUCCUCGCUGUCCUGGGAAGUACCGGCUACUCCAAAGGCAAAAAUUACUGGGAGGUGUCUGUGGCCGGGAAGACGUGCUACCACCUGGGGAUGGUCAGCGAAUCUGCUCCAAGAAAGGGAUCUCUAUCUUACAGGCCGAGGAACGGUUUUUGGACAAUAGUCCUGAACAAACAGGGUCAGCUCAAGGCCAUCGAUCAAAGGAUCACCUCGAUUCCAAUUGAGAUUCACCCCCUCAGAAUCGGCGUCUUAUUGGAUUACGAAAAGGGGGCAAUUUCGUUUUAUGAUGCUGGCUCCAGAUCUCAUUUGUACACUUUUACAGGUCAGGUGUUUACAGACAAAAUCUACCCAUUUAUCAGUUACUGUGUUGAUGAUUCUGCAAAUCCAAUAGUUCUGCUUUCUCCUGGCUCAACUGACUGGAUCAAGUCAUGAACGCAUAUCUCAAUAAGAAACAUCCAAAUGACGAAUCAAUUGACCAAAAUAACUGCUGUGAUAAGUGUUGUUCUUUGUAAAAAAUAAAAUCAACAGUAAAAUCCUA